GAACGCCAAGGAUCACCUCGAAAGCCAUGAUGCUUCAGCACCGCUCGCUCCUGGCGCGCUCGUCCGUCGCCGCCACCGCCCGCCCAUGGGCACGCCUCUUCUCGACGACUAGAGAUGACAAGGACGAAGACAUGACCCAUCGCCGCUUUGAAGACAUCGAGGGCUACACGCGGUACCCGAACCACUUUCCCGUAACGAUGACGGUCAAGGAUUUUAUCGCCAAGUACGACGACCUGCCGGCAAAGGCCCGCUUGAGCGAUGUGCCCGUCUCGCUUGCCGGGCGCAUCACAUCCAUCCGCGCGGCGAGCAAGAAGCUCAUCUUCCUCGACAUUUGCAACGACGGCCACGAAGUGCAAGUGCUUGCAGAGCGCAAGCACUACGCCAACGCCGACGACACGAGCGACAAGGCCUUUGAGCAUGUGCAUGACUCGCUUCGGCGUGGCGACAUCAUUGGCGUCCACGGCUUCCCGGGCAAGUCGGGCAAAGGCGAGCUUAGUAUCAUUCCGCAGCACGUCAGCGUGCUCUCGCCCUGCUUGGCGCCGUUCCCCAACUCGAAGUACGGCCUCAAGGAGAUUGACAUUCGGUUCCGCCAAAAGUACCUUGACCUCCUCACGAACAAGGACGUCCGAGGGAUUUUCACGACGCGCGCCAAGGUGAUUCAAUACAUUCGCCGGUACCUGGAAGACCGCGACUUUAUCGAAGUCGAGACGCCGAUCCUGUGCACGGCUGCUGGCGGCGCGGCCGCCAACCCUUUUACGACAACGUCGCGUGCUUUGCACACCGACCUCUUCCUCCGCAUCGCCCCAGAGCUGUACCUCAAGCAACUUGUCAUUGGCGGCAUGGACCGUGUCUUCGAGAUCGGCAAGGUCUUCCGCAACGAAGGCGUCGAUCAGUCCCACAACCCCGAGUUCACGAUGUGCGAGUUCUACCAAGCGUACGCUGACUACAACACGUUCAUGACGACGGCCGAAGACAUGUUGUCUGGCCUUGUGCAGUCGGUCAAUGGGUCGUACAACGUCGAAUGGAACGGCCAAUCCAUUGACUUUUCGCCGCCAUUCAAGCGCAUCUCGAUCCUGGAAGGCCUGGAGGAAGCCUUGGGCGAGCCCCUGCCCGCCAUGGACGACCCUGAGCUGGUGCCGAAGCUUCUCGCCAUCUGCGACGCACGUGACGUCGUGUGUCCCAAGCCGCACACCCCUGCCCGCGUCAUCGACUGCCUCAUCGGCGAGUACCUCGAGCCGCAGUGUGUGAACCCGACGUUCCUCAUCCACCACCCAGCGUUGCUGAGCCCGCUCGCCAAGGCCCACCGCGACGACCCACUCGUGACCGAGCGCUUCGAGCUCUUCGUGGGCGGCAAAGAGCUCUGCAACGCCUACACGGAGCUCAACGACCCGGACGAGCAGCGCGAGCGCUUCGCGACGCAAACCAAGGACCGCGAGACGGGCGACACGGAAGCACACGUCAAGGACGAAGCCUUUUGCCACGCGCUCGAAUUUGGUCUGCCGCCCACCGCCGGGUUUGGGAUCGGUAUCGACCGCCUUGUGAUGAUGCUCACGGGCAUGCCCCACAUUCGCGAGGUCAUUCUGUUCCCGACGAUGAAGCCGACGCAGGACCAGUAAGCGACUCGAUUUGUUGCCACCAACCUUGAAACGACGUGCUGUUUUGUCGUUUGGUGUGGAGAAAUCGUCAAAUGACAUUCUCAG
This is a messenger RNA of Saprolegnia parasitica CBS 223.65, 1700 nucleotides long. RefSeq names its product lysyl-tRNA synthetase. Gene Ontology annotation, cellular component: cytosol; cytoplasm. Gene Ontology annotation, biological process: lysyl-tRNA aminoacylation. The coding region runs from base 27 to 1616 and encodes 529 amino acids. The transcript has 10 exons. The record is from RefSeq and is a predicted model, not a curated record. NCBI's taxonomy places the organism in Eukaryota, Oomycota, Saprolegniomycetes, Saprolegniales, Saprolegniaceae. Gene Ontology annotation, molecular function: lysine-tRNA ligase activity; ATP binding; tRNA binding.